Uncinocarpus reesii 1704 is the source of this 606-nucleotide messenger RNA. RefSeq lists its product as uncharacterized. The transcript is spliced from 2 exons. The coding region runs from base 1 to 606 and encodes 201 amino acids. The record is from RefSeq and is a predicted model, not a curated record. NCBI's taxonomy places the organism in Eukaryota, Fungi, Ascomycota, Eurotiomycetes, Onygenales, Onygenaceae.
AUGUGCAAAACCCCAUGCCCCAUCCGCGCGGCGCCAAACCCAGCCACCGAGGAGUCGGACGUGGAAAGGCGCAUUGCCUUCCCUGGCCUUUUUGCUGCCAAUACUCACUAUCCAGAGGUAGCUCACAUCGUUGCAUCUCCAUCUACCUUCUUACUGAAACCUCACCGUCAAACCACUGACAUCCACCAUCCAUUCACAAUGCCAUCCGCCGUCAAGCUCUACGCCGCCAUCGACGACAACGACGGCGGAGUCUUCAAUCACUGGUCAUUCUUCAUCGACGGGCCGCAAAACGAGGGCAAACUCGUCUUUCAAGCAAUGGGCUCCGCCGGUCGAUUUCGAUUUGAAUCAAAAAAUGCAGAUUCCCGUCUCUAUCCAAAUCUAAUCGAGCUAUUCUACGUCGCUGAAAUCGAUGCGGCAAGGAUCAAAGAUGUCCAGGUCAUCGCUGAGAAUCUCCCCAUCCCCGAUAGUACCCCGGGCUGGAAUUGUCAGGACUAUGUCCUGGAUCUGUUCAAGGCGCUGGAGAGGGAUGGGCUUGUUGACAAAGAUGACGAUGGGUAUCGAGCGCGGUACUCGGAACUUUGGCGCAAGCAGGAUGGGCUGGCUUAA